Plectropomus leopardus (leopard coralgrouper) is the source of this 556-nucleotide messenger RNA. The record is from RefSeq and is a predicted model, not a curated record. Lineage: Eukaryota; Metazoa; Chordata; Actinopteri; Perciformes; Serranidae.
UACCUGACCCUGUGUUUCCACAGACACCAGCUGGAGAAGAGUUUGCUGGUCGAUCCCUGGAACUCGGUCAAAGAAGCCGACCUCAUGGUGGUCUUGGUGGACGCGGGGGACAGAUGGAUGUGCAGCAGACUCGACUUCCAGAUGCUCAGAUGCCUCGCCCAGCACCCCGACAUCCCCGCCAUCCUGGUCCUCAACAAGGUGGACCUGGUGAAGAGGAAGGACAAGCUGCUGGACGUCACCGCGGAGCUGACGUGCGGAGUGGUGAACGGACGCAGGCUGCGCGUCAGGCCGGUGAUCAAACCUCCGUGGGCCGAAAAGAGACGAGAGACGGAUCCCGAGUCGUCGCUCAGAGACGAGGACGAGGACGAGGACGAGGCGGCGGGGUCAGAGGGCGGCGCUGAGCCGCACUGUUCGCUGAGCAAAGAGCAGCUGAGGGCGCUGAAGAGUCAGCGGGGCUGGCCUGGCUUCAAGGACGUCUUCAUGCUGUCCUCUGUGGACAGAGAGGACGUGGAGACGCUGAAGGUACAUUUGAGAUUUAUGGUCGUAGCAGAGAAAA